This is a messenger RNA of Plasmopara halstedii, 4488 nucleotides long. RefSeq names its product Nucleolar 27S pre-rRNA processing, Urb2/Npa2, C-terminal. Bases 1 to 4488 code for a protein of 1495 amino acids. Gene Ontology annotation, biological process: ribosome biogenesis. Gene Ontology annotation, cellular component: nucleolus. The record is from RefSeq and is a predicted model, not a curated record. The transcript has a single exon. Lineage: Eukaryota; Oomycota; Peronosporomycetes; Peronosporales; Peronosporaceae.
AUGGUCGCUUGGGAUGGCGUACUAGCUCUAUUGCAGUGGCAGCAUAUUCGUCAUGGCAAGAUGGAUGAUGCUGCAUUGCUACAAACUGGCAUAAAGUUGCUGCAACCUGACAAUAAUGCGCAAUAUGGUUUAGAGAGCGCGAUAAAUCGUGCCGAACGCGCCUUCAACUUACCCUGGCAACGAAUAGCCUCAGAAGUUUUGCAGUUUGCAUUAUAUGUAGUCACGAAAUCCAAGCAGAACGAUGAAUACCCGAUACAUCAAGCGCUGCGGUUGCUGCAGAUGUCACUAAAUGUUUUUGCCAUCAGAGGUGAUACACAACUAACUUCUUUAUCACUGAAUUCAUGCAAUCUGCUGCUUUCGGCGCUGGCUGAAAUUCUGGAGGAUGUCCAGCAUGAUGAAAACUCAUUGCAGACACUACAAGAUGUCACAUCUGUUUUUUGCUUCCUUUUUGGAUUCCCUACUGGUAGCUUCCAAUUGUAUCGCCCACCCACGAAUGUAUAUGCGGAAUUUCUUAGACGAGCGCUAACGGCGCUUUUUCAGGCUUUAACGUAUUCUGAGAAAAAUUGCCAAACAGCACUCAAGAUGCAGCAUCAACAGACUUACGUGAAACUGGUGCAUGCGACACUGUUCGUGUUUCAAAAGCUGCAGAAAACGCAAUCAAACAAGAAGAAGGUUUUUUCAGCCAUUGCCAAGACUUCCCUAAAAGACUUUGUGUCUUAUCGUCACGCUCUUUUGACAUUUCAUAAGAUGAAAAUUAUUGGUGUGGAAGCGGUAGUGGCAUUACUGGAUGAUAUUGUGGACGACGCAUUAUUUAGUAUUGAGCAUAUUUGUCAAUAUCAUAGCGCUAUGGUGUAUUGUGCCAUUUGGAAGACGGAGAGAAACAAAAAUAAUGAGACACAUGAUAAACUGAACAAGACAGCAACAAGGAAACGCCGGAUAGCAAGUGGAUCAAAGGCGACGUUGGGAUUAAUCUCGUAUCAAAAGAACCUUUUUGAUGGACUAUUCAAUUUACUAUUGGAUCAAGAUUUACCGCAGGGGCUAAAAAAAUCAGUAGGCGAGUUCUUUAACAUGCUUGUACAUAAAUUUACCAUUCGUAUUCGUGCUGCCGCCACAACGAAGAUCGAGGAUACCAAAACGGACUUGAAGACAAGUCGAAAGCGCACAGCUGUUGUCAUUGCCGCCACAUCAACCGAUCAAUCCCCCUUAAAAUUUUGGUGUGAGCUCAAUGCCGUGGCAUAUUCAGCUUUUCAACGCGCUACAAUAAAGCAGGAUUUUCUCCCAGUCCUGGUUUCCAUUUUCAAUGCGUUGUUUCGUGCACUAUGUGAAUGUGAUUUGUACCGUGUGACGGAAGAUACAGAAGAGCGUGAGCACUUUUGCACAAUGGAGAAAGUGCUUAUUUCGUUUAUAGAGGUGCUGAAUAUUGAGCAUGAGGGUGAGAUCACCAAAUGUGUUACUCGAGCUUCAGAAGAAUGUGAAAUUGUCUCCAACGCUGCACGAUGCUCACCGAAUCUUUUCAACAAUUGUCUAGUAGCAAUUUUCGAGCUGCUAGGAGUACAAGCGGGCAGAAUUUUUUUGCUGACAGAAAAUGAAUGUACCAAACGAUAUUUAUCGGCAGUGAGCAAUGCAAUGGUAGAGCUGAUUCACGCCUAUUUCUCAAUGCGUCGUUUAGAUGUGUUUUUGAAGUCAGCUUUCACUAUUCAGCGAGCACACGAAGGAUUAUACAAAUUGUUGAUGCUACCUUCCUGUGAUCUCGCUUUACGUAAAGCAUUUAUUGCCCUGCCACCAGGUCAAAUGGACGUACUUUGGAACGUAUGUGUCAAGCGGAUUGCUUCAUUCGCAUCGUCCGAAGAUGGUGGUCAAAGUGUCCAUGCUGUUGCUAUUGCUCGUCUGCUAUUUCAGACAUAUCUUCAAGAAUUUUACGUGGUGUCGCAGUACCGCUCAAAAAUUUCCGGACUUAUAUAUGAGACUUACACCCAACUCUUUCCUGAGAUCGUUGAGAAACUGGAUAGCUUUGCAAAACCAUUAACUUUCUAUCAGCGCGAGCUCUUUUGUAUUCUUGGGGAGCUCACGACAUUUGUUUCUACUUUAGAUGCUUGGGUUCGUGAAAAAACGUUUGACCGCAUGUUUUCCAAGCUGCAUGAUGAUCGAUUUAGCGAAGUGAUGAAACAGCUUCUGAGCAUUGAUUCAUCAGGCCAUAAGAAUGAGAAAUGUGGUAAACUAAGUAAACUUUCUGAUGGCAAAGUAUGCAUGAUUAGCUCUGGCCAUGGACCUGCUGCUCUCGGGUUUGUUAAACUCUGUGUGUUUUGGCUACGUAGAAUGGAUGUCUGGGGCAAAAGAGCAAAUUCUGCUGCUCAGGUAGCCUGCGAAAGUCGAGAGAUUGUGAACCGGCUGUUAGUGAAGUAUGUCAUUCACUGGAAGUGCUGGGAAGCCGUGAGCUUCUAUCUGCCGGAGCUGAUGGCGAAUGGUGGCAACAACGAGUGUGAUUACUUUUUCCGUGAAAUUAUUAAAAGUUUUAUCAGUGAAGUAGGAGAAAAAAAGCUUGAUGGGUCCGCCGGGCGAAUUCUUUGCGAUGCUGGAUUUUAUGAAAUUGCAACUCUACAGAAGGUUGCGCCCGAGUCGCUAAAUACAAUCGUUCUGGAAUUUGUGGACAGAGUGAAAAGUGCAUCAUUAAAUUGUGUAAAAGACGCACUUAUUUUUUUUGAAUUCGUAUCAAGUUUCCCAGUGAAUUAUCUUAAACCGGAAGAUUGCGGCAACUUGCUCGUGGCAGUAUUAAAACUUUACGAAGCUAUUAGCACGCCUGAAUGCAAAGCGUUACCUAGCAAGCCAGAAUUAUGUCAGGCCAUGCUAACUUGGAUUCAGCUGCACUUUAAACUUGUUGGCAAGAAAAUCUACCGGGCAUUUCCAGCGCUUGUCGAGCAGCUACAUAAAGGGAGUCGCUUAAUUUUUAUUCACCUUGAAGCUGACGAUUCUAUAAGCGUAUCUUUAAUUUCGGAGGUGCUAGGAUAUUGUUUGGAUAUCGGGGCCCAAGUAGUUGUCGAUGAGCUGUUGAAUAGUGUUGUGAUCAAAAACUUUGAGACAGAAGAUUAUACAACGAUGACAGGGAAAGUGAAGCGUGCUGCAAUGGUUGUCGAAGCGCUUGUUGCGUACCGAAGUACGACUCUAUCAGAUAUUUCUGUAGAAGAGAAGAAGUUUGUUGAGAAAUUCGUGGAAUUUGUAACCCAAGAUAGAGUAUGCGAGAUGGAAAGCCCAAUGUCAUACACAGUACUCGCUGCUCUCAUCAAGUAUCAGUCAUUUCUUCAUAAGAAAGCUCGCUGUCAUAAAUAUCAGCCGUCAACUCCCCUUCAUAGUCCGCUAUUAUCAUUGCUUGUAAAGAACGUUGGAAAAGCUUUGGCGGCUUCAAGAAUGCUUGUUAAAACUGAUCUACGGGACAGUAUGGAGUCUCAAAGCGCUGCUUGGUUGUUUUUUGCAAGCUUCUGCAAAGAGUACGCCUCGUUUCGGACGUUCUUGCCUCCUUUGAAGACUUUUGGAUAUUUAACAGCCAUUUCGCUCUCACUUGUAACACGUGAUUGUCCUGAUGUGAAGAUGGAGCAGGCUUUGCUAGAUGUGAUUACUAAUGCGAACACAGAUGAACUCUCUUUACUGUUGUCGACAAUUUUGCACGAGCUUGUAGCGCAUGAAAAUCGACGGAAGCUGAAUGCUCUGCGUGCCAUGUGCCUGCUGUUAAGUGGUGAUCGAAAAAUCAAUGCCUCGCGUCGGCUGUUGUUAAAUGAACGCAAAGAUAUGAUCGUUGAGGCCUUGCUACAGAAUUUUGCUGUUCAUUUGAUGCACGAUAAUGUUGUCCAUGCAGAUCCUACUAUAGAUGCUAAGACGCUGUGCAUUUGGAAUCUGAAGUCCUUUGUGCUUGUUUUCUGCAAGCCAGAGCUUUUUACAUGGAACAGUUAUGAGUUUCCGCAUGUUAUCACAGCAUUCCAGCCGCUUGUUGUGGCUGUAUCGUGUUGGGAAGCCGGAAACAAUCUUUGUAACGUACAAGAACUUCAUGAACUGUGGACAAGUUCGUACACACUACUCCUGCGUGUUGUGCGUCAUUACUUCUCGUCCCUGGCAGAUGGCAUCCACCAUCUUGUUCAGGCAGCAAACGCUCUUCUUCGUUUGCUUGUGCUAUCGUCUGCAAGCUCAGAAUAUUCAAAAUAUUGCUCCGACUGGUGCUCAAAUCUGGCACGGUUGUACGGUUAUAUGAAGGAGCACGAUGUUCAGCUUCGCAAGCACGUUGUAUAUCUUCUGAUGGCAUUUAUUCUAAGUGUAACUCGCGAUAAGUUACCUGUGCAAUACCAGCAAAAGCUACGACCCGGUAUCUUUGCCUUGCUAGAUGUUUGUUCUCCGUUUGAGAAAGAGCAGCUGUUCGGAGCGUUGGAUUCCACCGGAAAAUCUCUUUUAAAGACUUUGGACACAAAUUACAAGCUAACGCACCGCUACGUAGGCAAAGUGUAA